AUGGAGCCAGAAGCCUUAGAAAUUUGCCCUUACAACCCUCACCACCGAAUCCCACUCAGCAGAUUUCAGUACCACCUGGCAUCAUGCCGGAGAAAGAACCCUAAGAAAGCCAAAAAGAUGGCCAGCUGCAAAUACAACGCCUGUCACGUGGUCCCCAUCAAGAAGCUGGAGGAGCACGAGGCUGCCUGUGUCAACAGAAGCACAGUGGAGGAAGAGGACAGCCUGAGUCCCCUGAAGAUCAACCUUCCAAAUGCCGGGCAGAAGGGCAACAGAGAUGCCUCUCCGUCUUUCAUUCCCCAGAAGCUUGUUUGCGAAAGCGACACCAGAGAGUCAGAGACAGACCACCACACCCCAUCCCUGACCGCCCCCCUAGAAAUCAUCAGACCGGGAGAGUGA
Messenger RNA from Budorcas taxicolor (takin), 396 nucleotides. RefSeq names its product gametocyte specific factor 1 like (gene GTSF1L). The record is from RefSeq and is a predicted model, not a curated record. The transcript is spliced from 2 exons. NCBI's taxonomy places the organism in Eukaryota, Metazoa, Chordata, Mammalia, Artiodactyla, Bovidae. The coding region runs from base 1 to 396 and encodes 131 amino acids.